Onychomys torridus (southern grasshopper mouse) is the source of this 5723-nucleotide messenger RNA. It is a transcript of the gene Kcnd3, whose product is annotated as potassium voltage-gated channel subfamily D member 3. Gene Ontology annotation, molecular function: A-type (transient outward) potassium channel activity. Bases 6 to 857 code for a protein of 283 amino acids. The transcript is spliced from 6 exons. Gene Ontology annotation, cellular component: neuronal cell body; voltage-gated potassium channel complex. Lineage: Eukaryota; Metazoa; Chordata; Mammalia; Rodentia; Cricetidae. Gene Ontology annotation, biological process: potassium ion export across plasma membrane. The record is from RefSeq and is a predicted model, not a curated record.
GAGACAUGGUGCCUAAGACCAUCGCAGGGAAGAUAUUUGGCUCCAUCUGCUCCCUGAGUGGUGUCCUGGUCAUUGCUCUGCCAGUCCCUGUGAUAGUCUCCAACUUCAGCAGGAUCUACCACCAGAACCAGAGAGCAGAUAAACGCAGGGCACAAAAGAAAGCCCGCCUUGCCAGGAUCCGUGUGGCCAAAACAGGAAGCUCCAAUGCCUACCUGCACAGCAAGCGCAAUGGGCUCCUCAAUGAAGCCCUGGAGCUGACGGGCACCCCGGAAGAGGAGCACAUGGGCAAGACCACAUCAUUCAUUGAAAGUCAGCACCACCACUUGCUGCACUGCCUAGAAAAGACCACUGGGUUAUCCUAUCUUGUGGAUGAUCCCCUGUUAUCUGUACGAACCUCCACCAUCAAGAACCAUGAGUUUAUUGAUGAGCAGAUGUUUGAGCAGAACUGCAUGGAAAGCUCAAUGCAGAACUACCCGUCCACCAGAAGUCCUUCUCUGUCCAGCCACUCGGGACUCACCACCACCUGCUGCUCCCGUCGCAGUAAGAAGACCACACACCUGCCCAACUCCAGCCUGCCAGCCACUCGCCUGCGCAGCAUGCAAGAACUCAGCACGAUCCACAUCCAGGGCAGUGAGCAGCCCUCCCUCACCACCAGUCGCUCCAGCCUUAAUUUGAAAGCAGACGACGGACUGAGUCCAAACUGCAAGACAUCCCAGAUUACCACAGCCAUCAUCAGCAUCCCCACUCCCCCAGCUCUAACCCCAGAGGGAGGAAGUCGGCCACCUCCUGCCAGCCCAGGACCCAACACGAACAUUCCUUCCACAGCCAGCAACGUUGUCAAGGUCUCUGCCUUGUAAAAACACUGGACAGAGGGCCCAAGGGGGUAGUGGGGAGUAAAGGGGGCUGGCAUGUUGGUGGGUGGCCACUGAGACCACUCCCUCCCCCUUUCCCACUAUUUCUGCCUGCCCCGUUGUACCCCUAGCACUGAGACUUGUGCCUGGAGGGAAAAGAAAGCAGCAAAAGGGUUCCUGAGGAUCCCACUGCUGGUGUGGACACAGCCCUGUGACAUUGCAUCUUGCUGGGGCGGAGGAAGGGAGGGGGUGGGUAGGGGAUGGGCCAUUAGGAGGUGUAGGCCACUUGCCUGGACAGGGCCUGGUGGGGGCACCUCAGACCAAAUAACAGUUGUUUCUGGAGACCCCAGCGAAGAAAACACAAGACCAAGAGCAGCUCAGAGGCCAAGUCGCCACAUGCAAACAGGAAGAAAAUAUAACACUGUGUAUUAAGCACCUUUUUCAAGGAUCUUAAUGGAUAAUAUUUAUUCAUGGGAAAAGGUGGAAAACAAAAUCAUCAAUGGAUUUUUGUGAAAUGUUUUUCUCCAUGGACCCAACACCUUUAAACCAAAACAAUGCAUUUUGUGAGGUUGGUUUUUAUUUUUCUCCUUUUAUAGCAAAAGCUUUUAGGCUCAAAGUCAGUUAUUGCUGAGUUCCCUCCCCACUCCCAGGGGUAGUGAGGUCACCUUUGCUGGGUCCUCACUGCCCAGCUAACCUGCACAGAGCUGUCAAGCAACCACACAGCAACCCUUCUGCUCCGUUUGUCUGUCUCCUGUCUCUGUACCUAUCUGCUUCACCUUGGCUGUUUCUGUGUCCAACUGUCUGUCUCACCAUGGACAGUAAAGCCUUCUCUGUCACUGCCAAGUACUGCAGACCUGUGCCUGGGAGUCAGGCCAAGCAAAUGCAAAUACAGAAAAGAAGCCAAGUGGGGUGAGUGGAAGGGUGAGGUAAGUCUACCUUAUGAACAGAGGUGCUUCCCUCGUGAUCGGAACCACUUGCCUUUGUAGUUUGUUGUAGGGGGAGUCGGGGAAUAGUCAUGCUCAUCACACUGAGUCUUGAAAAUGGAAUCAGCAACUUCAGAAAGCAGUUGUUUCUGCUCUGCCCCAGGAAAGACAGAAGCUCCAAGGCUCACAGCUACCAGAGCUCCAGGGCACCUUGCUAUGGACUUUCCUUUAGGAUCCACCAUGAAGCCCAUGCAGCGCUCUGCCAAGCAGCUCCAUGAGCAUCCUCAAGUAAGAACAAUGGACUUGCUGCCCAAGGCAGUUCCUAUACAGAGGUUGUGAAGGUUAAGCCUGGGUGCCUCGAGAGGGAUGUUUCAAAGCAAGAAAGCAAGCAAGAGGCUCUAGAUGAUUCUCUUCUGGUCUAAAAGAUGCUUUGAGGUCUGAGUCAUCUUCAGGCCUCAUCUCUGAAGAUAGCUGGUGGGAACACUGAGGACCUCCACGCAAAUGAGGGAGUGGAGAUUACUUCUUGAAAACGUGGAUAAUAUGUUUGUUCAAGUUAUUUACAUGGUAGUGGGCCUGGGAACAGUAUUUCUGGAAUCUUCCUAAUCAUUUUCACCACUUACGAUGGAGCAGGUUAGCCUCGGGUUAGUUACAAGUGCCCUUUUCUGCCCUUCCCAACCCCAAUUACUUUCCUGUGGUUUCUGAAGCCCAGGAUCUGAGGCAUAUGAGCUGCUUAGGAACUUCUCAUCCAUUCUACAGCUCACAGAUAAGCUGUUCAUUUGCAAGUACAAAAUCUCUCUGCACACUACAACUAUAGAUGGGCUUUGCUGGCCAAGGGCCUGAAAGCACUCCUGGGGCUUCCACGGCUCCAGCUCCAGUGACUCUCUGUACACAGAGGAGUCCAGGUGUCUUGAGUGGUACCAAACCAGAAAGUGGACAGAAAGGCAGAAGAAAGGUGCCCUUUUUCCAUCUUGUCUUCCUGUCCUUAUCCUCAGUGGCUACUGACAGUCCUUUCUUUAGAUCUGGCCCCAGGAUUUCCUCUUGUCAUGGCGUGGAGUUAUUCUUGCAAUCCAGUAAUUCCGUACAUACAUUUUAUCAGCCAAGGCAGAGAGCCAAGCUGGACAGUUUUAGUGGGUAGACAGAGAACUAGAAAAGGAUCUUUUUUUUUUUUUGAAAGAAUGGACCAUGGGACAAAGGAAUGUCCAAGUGCAUGAUACAUCCCAAGAACCGAGUGGGAUAAGAAUACAGAAUUUAAAAGGAACACUGCUGCAGUCACAUACAAGCCACCAUUCUAUUUAAGAACAAAGUCACUACAGGGCUCAACCAAGGAUCUCUAUGUCAUUUGGACAGUACACAGCAUACUAUGGCUCCCAUGAAAAGAAAUAUAUUUUUACAAUUGUGUCCCCCAAAUUCCAUGUUUUAUUGACUUGAGUGAACUGAUGUUUGUGUUGCUUCUAUUUCAUUUCCGAAGCCCAUACCAUGCCUGUUCCCCGCCCCCUGCCCAGCCCCCUAUCCCCCACCCCCGCAAAAAAGCAUCAGACCCUCUUCAUUUUCAUCUCCGCAUUGCAGUCUUGUUAGGGGAUAAGGGACCCAGCUGACCUGUGCGCAAAGAUAUCAACACAGGAAAACAGCUCACAGCCAUAUAUCUCCUAAGGGUAUUUAUGAUUAAGUACAGGGACAAAAGUGUGCUGAACAAUUUAGUAAGUCUGACUCAUUGGCUAGUAAGUGAAGAGCCAGGAUAUCAGAAUCUUCUGGAGACCAACAGCUUUCUGGUGCAAUGACUCACGGUGCACAAACCAUGUUAGAAUAACUGAAAAUUCCCCAAGCCACCACUCCAUUCAACCCUACUUAGCACUGGGGGAGAGGGUAUCCAAAAGACAACUAUAAAAAGUCUAAGACUACAUUCAAAUAAUAAAUGGGAAUAACUUGGAAAUAUAAUAUUGAAUAUACCAGACCUAGAGAAGAUUAAACAAUAGCUAAUUCAUUUUACAGUGUAGAAAACUGAGGCCCAGAGAACUUGACUCCCUCAAGGCAAUGUAGUCAUUUAAGGGUAGAAUAGGGACCAGAGCACAAGACCCUUGGCUACUAGUCUAAUGUGUUUUGUUUUGUUUUGGAGUUUUUUUUGUUUGUUUGUUUUUGUUUUUUGUUUUUUCAAUCACACCCUUUGCCUUGCAGAGUUAGUAUGUUGGGGAAGGUCCAUCGAAGAUGCCAGGACAUCACUAGAGAUAGUCUUGUGUAAAUGUCAACACAACUUGAUGUAGCCCUGGAAAUCACCUGACUGUGCUAAUACAAAUUAUAGACAUCGGAGCCACCAUUUCCUGGGCAGAGCAAGCUACAGGUCAUCAGUUCAAUCAGAAAUAAGUGAAAAGGGAAUGUCCAAGAGUUUCCAGGCAAAUGCUCAAUUUUCUCAAUGAAAAAGAGACUUGGACAAUGACAUUUCAAAGCAUACUUUUCUGUUGCUUCUCACCACAAUCUGUGAAGGUAGUUAACGCAGAAAUUCCUUGAUUCAGAGAAAAGUAAUGGGCACAAAGAAAAUGAGUGACUCAUGCAAGGUUUCAUGGCAAGUUAAUGGCAGAAUUAUGAUUUGGUCCAGAACCUAGACAUCAUGCCCUGGGGGAGUCUUCUAUAUCCUGCUCUAUGGCUCUAGGGUUUGCUUAUGUUUUUAAAAGCUGGAUUUCAAGGGAGAUGAUUAGGGGAACAUUCCUGAAGUAGCAGGACCUCCUGAAACAGACCAUUAUUUCUUCCUAAUCCCCAUUUUUCCUAACUAGUCUCAAGCUCAGGACUAAUUGUACAGAACCCCUUUCAAAAGACCAGUAGAUACUCUCAACAACUGAGUGUUAUUAGAAUAUGACCACAUAAUUUUUGAACAGAUGUUGAGGAGGAUGGUAAAUGAUGACCCAUGGUUGACAAAGGUCACAUACAGAACUGCUGAGGACAUUAUACAGUUGUUUUGUUUUCUCUGCAGUUCAGGAUCAAGUCAUUUUCUUAUCAGAAUGCAGGUAGGGAAAGUACCUGGGAGCAUUAUAUGCCUAGAUCAUUUUCCUUGUCUUUUUAAAAAUAGCAGUAGUGAUUGAAAUUGAGCUAGCAUUAGAUUUGAAAUUAUUAAUGAAUUCUAGUGAUCCAGGCUCCCUCACUUCAAUUACUAGGUAACUAAGGCAGAAGGAGCCCAAUACCGUUCAUUUGAAGUAAUAGUUUCCCUUUCAUGCUAGUUGGCAUGGUAACCACCGUAAAAGGAACACGAGAGACUUUUAUUUUCCCUCUGAUUUCCUAAUGAAUUCUCAUUACUUGCAAAGCUUUAAAACGAUGGGAUAAAGGAAAAACAUUGUCACGACCCAUGACACUUGGAGCCCAAAUAGCAUCAUGAAAAGCAUUAGAACCAAGGAAACAUGGCUUUGAAAAAUGAAAUGGCUUUUUAAAGGGGUUCCUUAUGGGUCUUGUUUUUUAAUCAGGAUAUUCUGUUUUCUCAUCAAAUAUAGGAAUGACAUUUAUCUUAGCAGGUUAUUUAAACUAAGCUGGCUGAUGUCACAUUAGCCAGUGCAGGGCACUGACCCAAGUCCUGGGGGACUACUUGGACCAAUGGACUAUUUUACAAACCAGGGAGGUGGGAGGGAUGGUAUAUUUUUGAUAAUCAGACAUUCCAAUGUUUUCCUUAGAGGUCAUGAGCUCCCAUUAAUGUUCUUGUGAAAAACAUCAAGUGUGUUCUUUUCUAUUUUCGUAUAAUUACUGGGCUUUGCUUAACAACAUCACAACGGCAAAGAAAUACACUGUACAAAACUGCAGGAAGACAAACGUGGAAACUUUCUGUGGGGGAAGAAAAAGCUCUUCAGUUUCUUGUCUUCCUUUGAAACUGUAGUGCAUAUGUUAUAACAUGUAUAUCAUUUACAGUAUUGAGUCCUGUGCCACUGCUGUACCUGAUGUAUCCAAUCUGGAUUAAACAAACUAUGUGCCACAA